This is a messenger RNA of Pseudogymnoascus destructans, 598 nucleotides long. It is a transcript of the gene RPL26A, whose product is annotated as ribosomal 60S subunit protein L26A. Gene Ontology annotation, cellular component: ribosome; cytosolic large ribosomal subunit. The transcript has 3 exons. Gene Ontology annotation, biological process: ribosomal large subunit biogenesis; cytoplasmic translation. Gene Ontology annotation, molecular function: RNA binding; structural constituent of ribosome. The coding region runs from base 72 to 485 and encodes 137 amino acids. Lineage: Eukaryota; Fungi; Ascomycota; Leotiomycetes; Thelebolales; Thelebolaceae. The record is from RefSeq and is a predicted model, not a curated record.
CGAAAUCUCAAUUCUCUCGAUUUCUUAUCCACGACUCUACGACAACCAGUUUCAUCACCUCAACCGCCAAAAUGACGAAGAUCAACAGCUCCCUCCACUCCUCCCGCAGGAAGUCGCGCAAGUCGCACUUCAGCGCCCCAUCCAGUGUUCGCCGCACUAUCAUGAGCGCCCCUCUCAGCAAGGAGCUCCGUGAGAAGUACAACGUUCGCUCGAUCCCAAUCCGCAAGGAUGACGAGGUCACCAUCGUUCGUGGCUCCAACAAGGGUCGUGAGGGAAAGAUCACCACCGUCUACCGUCUCAAGUACAUCGUUCACGUCGAGCGUGUUGUCCGCGAGAAGUCCUCUGGACAAUCCGUCCCGCUCGGCAUCCACCCCUCCAAGGUUGUCAUCACCAAGCUCAAGCUUGACAAGGACCGUGAGGCCAUCCUGGAGCGCAUCAAGACCGGUCGCGAGAUCAAGGAGAAGCUCAAGUCCAAGUCGGAAUAAAUACUGGACUCGAUUAUAAAACAAUAAAGGCAACGUGAAACUCUGGUUAUAUCGGAGCUUGGGAAAUGGUGUUACGGGCAUACUAUAUCGGGCUGAUUCAGCAAUUUUGCGGC